Molecule: messenger RNA, 866 nt
Organism: Protobothrops mucrosquamatus (brown spotted pit viper)
Lineage: Eukaryota; Metazoa; Chordata; Lepidosauria; Squamata; Viperidae
Gene: RND1
Product: Rho family GTPase 1
Exons: 5
Coding region: 1-705 (234 amino acids)
Biological process (GO): small GTPase-mediated signal transduction
Molecular function (GO): GTP binding; GTPase activity
Source: RefSeq, a predicted model, not a curated record
AUGAGGGAGAGAAGGACUCCUCAGCCAGUAGUGGCCCGGUGCAAGUUGGUUCUGGUGGGGGAUGUACAUUGCGGCAAGACGGCCAUGCUUCAGGUGCUGGCCAAAGACUGCUACCCGGAGACCUAUGUGCCCACUGUUUUUGAGAACUACACAGCAUGCCUGGAAACGGAGGAGCAACGGGUGGAGCUCAGUCUGUGGGACACAUCUGGAUCCCCAUACUAUGACAACGUGCGCCCCCUAUGCUACAGUGACUCAGAUGCUGUCCUGCUCUGCUUUGAUGUUAGUCGCCCCGAGACCAUGGAUAGUGCAUUGAAGAAGUGGAAGACUGAAAUCUUGGACUAUUGUCACAAUACCCGUGUGCUGCUGAUAGGAUGCAAGACAGACCUGCGUACCGACUUCAGCACCCUGAUGGAAUUGUCCCACCAAAAGCAAGCCCCAGUCUCUUAUGAACAGGUCCCAUGUUCUGUAGCCAAGCAGCUGGGAGCAGAAAGUUACCUGGAAUGCUCUGCCUUCACAUCAGAGAAGAGCGUCCACAGCAUCUUCCGGACAGUGGCGUCCCUCUGCCUCACCAAGCCUGGCCUCCCAGGGCCCCCCAAGAGCCCUGCCCGAAGUUUUCCCAAGAGACUUCUCCGUCUUCCCAGCCGAUCGGAGCUCAUUUCUUCCACUUUUAAGAAGGAGAAAGCAAAAAGUUGUUCUGUCAUGUGAAGGGCCGGCUGCAGAGGGUGGUGAUGGAACUGCUGUGGACUCUGGGCCUCCAGGUGGCCCUUCCAGGGUGGGAUUCAGGGAGUGGAUUGCCUUUUCCAAGCCAGAGCUGGAAAGUUAAAGAAGGAUCCAGUUUCCCUCUCUUCCCGUUUUGAGCAGACCUG